Molecule: messenger RNA, 3864 nt
Organism: Gymnodraco acuticeps
Lineage: Eukaryota; Metazoa; Chordata; Actinopteri; Perciformes; Bathydraconidae
Product: H-2 class I histocompatibility antigen, Q10 alpha chain-like
Exons: 12
Coding region: 168-1490 (440 amino acids)
Biological process (GO): immune response
Cellular component (GO): external side of plasma membrane
Source: RefSeq, a predicted model, not a curated record
UGAAGUGUUUACGGACAGCCCAUGAAUGCACCAUGAGCAGAGUGCGACAGAAGAAGCAGGAAGCAGCAGCAGGGAGCGAGCAGUGAGCAGCAGUCUGCCUACGGGUCGUUUUUCACUCGGAUACAACUUGACUUUUAGAAACGAAGAGUGCCUAGUUCGACGCGAACAUGUAUUUCUUCGCAGUAUUUGUCCUUUUGGGAACAGGACUGACGGCAAACUGCGCCAUGCAUUCCCUCACCUACAUCUACACAGCCUUCUCCAAACCUGUGGAACUCCCGGGCAUCCAUGAGUUCACCGCCAUGGGGCUGCUGGACAACAAGAUGAUCGACUACUUUGACAGCGAUAAUCAGAACAAAGUUCCCAAACAGGACUUUAUGAAGACGCAGAUGCCGGCAGAAUACUGGGAGAAAGGCACGCAGUCCCGCCAGAGCAAGCAGCAGUGGUUCAAAGUCAACAUCAACAUCCUGAUGACACGAAUGAGACAGAAUGACACCGACGUCCACAUUCUGCAGUGGAUGCACGGCUGUAAGGGCGAAAUGCAGCCUGACGGUAAGCUUCAGUACCGCCAUGGGACGGACAUGUACAGCUACGACGGGACCGACUUCCUGUCCUUCGACGACGUCCACUCCACCUGGGUGGCCCCAACCGUCGCGUCAGAGACGACUAAGAGGAAGUGGGAUAAAGUCCAGGUUCUGAAAGAAUACACCAAAGGCUACCUGGAGACUGAGUGCAUGGAAUGGUUGAGCAAGUUUGUGGAGUUUGGAAAACAAAAUGAUGCCAUUCCUCCAAAGGUGCACGUGUUUUCAAAGAAGGCCAAGUCGGAGAAGAACAUCAUCCUGUCGUGCAUGGCCACCGGUUUCUACCCGAAAGACAUCUUGCUGCAGAUCAAACGGAACGGCCGUGUUCUAACCAAAGAGGACGGAGUGUGUUCAACAGGCACUCGACCAAACGGCGACGAGACCUACCAGAGAACAGACAGAGUGGAGAUUCUGAGGACUGACGUGUCCACCUACACCUGUGAAGUGAAUCAUGCUGCGUCAGGAAUGCAUGUUGAGAAGGAAUGGGAUCAUACACUUCCUAGCGGUUCAGGACCCAUCAUUGGCGCAGUGGUAGCGGCGGUGGUGGUGCUGCUGCUCCUGGUCGUGUUGGCGGUGCUCCUGAUUCUCUACAAAAAAGGAAAGCUCGGGGGAAGCAACAGCAGCGACAGCACCAGUGAUGGCUCAGGCGAGACACUUCAGACUGUUGCUACCAAAGGCAACAAUGACAUUGAGGCAUCUAAAGCUCUUAUGAAGGGCUCAGACGAAUCUGUCGACAGCGCUGGCUCUAAGGACUCUGGCGUCCGCAACAAUGACAUUGAGGCAUCUAAAGCUCUUAUGAAGGGCUCAGACGAAUCUGUCGACAGCGCUGGCUCUAAGGACUCUGGCGUCCCUGGUGACACCCCCAGCCCCCAAUCCAGCGCCACAUCCAGCCUACAAGGAGGGAAAUAUUAAUAAUGAUCAAAUAUUGUUGUUCAACUCUAUCGGCUCUUAUUAGGACUCGGAAAACAACCACUUUGACAACAAUUCAAAUAAAAUUAUAAAUAACUUAAAGUGCCCGUGAAGUGCAUGUUUUUGCGCCAAAAUGAAAUGGCAGUUUCAUUCCUUACAUAUCAUUGCGCCUGUUCAUGGCUAAAAUAAUUUUUAAUUAUUACUUAAUUCAUUAUUAAUUUUAAUUAUUACUUAAUUCAUUAUUAAUUUUAAUAAUUACGGCCGUCUAAGCCUAAGAAGUUGCAGACGAUAGCGGCUGUGACGUCACAAGAUGGGCCCUGUUGUAAAGUGAUACAAGUGCGAGAGAAAUGAUUGAUUUUGACAGGAUAGAUGAGGAAAGUGGCUCAGAAGAUGGAAGUGCAGGACAUCAUUGAACCCUACAGAUUUGAGCCGUCAGGGACGUCAAGUGGGGAGGAUAAUGGCGACGACAUGGACGAUGGGGAAGACAUUGACCGGCUACAGAACACUGAAUGGUUAGCAGGUUAGCAGUGACUGUGCUGUCACUGUCGAUUGGAAAAUAGGGGGGGGGGGGGGGCGUGAAGUGAAGACUGAAGGGUCCUUUGCCUUGUUUAAAAUCUCUGCUUGGGCUCAGCCUCUGGGAAAUAAUUAGCUUAUGUACAUGGCAUGUGCUAGAGUAUUAUUAAACUAUUAAAUUAUUAAACCCACUGAGAUAACUUAGGCUACAGUUUACAAUCUAAUCACUCAGAGUCCUUUACCUCCCUGAGCUGACAUUAUCUCUCUCAGUCCCACAGGAGAGGACUCUCCCUCUCCUUAUUGUUGAAACAGCUAAUCUCCGUUAGCUCCGAGCUAGCACCAGAUGCUAACAACAACCAUGUAACUCUCUCAGUCUCUCUUUCUCUCUCGAAUCGACCAGUGGCCUUUAUUUGUCAUGAACAAUCAACGAAUCUACGAAACAAUGACACCAGCCAGGCUCACCUUCAUCUUUUGGGAACAGAAACAUCGCCACUUCGGCAGACUUGACAUUAAUACGGCCAGCGGCAAUGCAUCGCUUCCCGUGUGUUUUUCCUCCCUUUUUCUUCACUCUGGCCUCCAUUGUCAGGUUUUCUCGAUUGGCAAUCACUUCCAGUCGACUCCGACACACUUUCCAGUAAAAUACUCGCUCAAAAACUUUGAUAAAUUCGACUUUGAAACAGAGAAACAAUAAACUGUGAUGAAUGUAAACACUUCGGCGGCGACCAUCUCGUGACGUCACGCAGUAGAUCGCAAGCCACGCCCACGAAGGCGGAGGUCAACUGCGGAUUUCCCUGCGGCAAAUUCAAAACUCGUCAAAUUCGUUGCUAUUCCAACAUCUUUUGAUAUGGUUCCAAUGGACAAUUUUGGUCAUUACUAUACGUAUUAGCAUAACAGAUCAUGCGCAGGCGCACACUUCACGGGGUCUUUAAGGCUGUUUUAAAUUCUCCAGGACUAUAAAGAUGUUUUAAAUUCAGUAUAUAUAUUACGUGUACUCAAAAGCUGCAACUGGUAAAUACACUGAAUGAACUGAGGCAAACCAAAGUUAGCCUCAAUGUUUUAGCCUGGAUUAAAGAAGAAUAUAAUGCUUUUACCCUGGAUAUAAAUUAGUACACAGUGUUUUUGUUGGUGAUUUGCAGGAAAUAUUCAGAGCCAAAAGUUCUCAUGUACUGCUUUUAUGCUUUUAAUACUCUGCUGAGCAAAACAUAUUAUGGUUUUAUUGAGUGUGCACAUUUUAGAAAAAUGUUCAUGAAAGCGUUGAAUGUGUAGCUUCUAAAGCGGCAAGAUGCUUUUCAUUGUACUUUGACACAGAUUAUUUGGUAAUUAACAUGUAACCAGUUCACAAAAGAUUUGUAUUCUUGGUGGGAUUUGUACAUACAAUAAUUAUUAAUGAAGUAUAAUCAGGCAAAUGUUAUUUUAUCUUUACAUUUUAAUGUGUUUACUCUUUCGGGUCGUAUUCAGGGUUAUGCUAAACUGUAAUACAUUUGCAUUCACAUUUAUUGUCUUCAAAAAAAUCUAACUCCAGACAAGGAAAUUGUUUAAUUAGGUUUUUUAGGAAAUUGAAAUAUUUGUACUUAAUGGAUAUGACUUUCCAUAUUGAAAUCUCCAUUAUGCCUGUGUAUUUAAAAGGUCUGUACCCUUAAAGACUCCAUUGAUUGUUAAGACAUUAGUGACACUUAUUAAAUAUUUGAAGCUUCUGUCUAAAAAGUUAAAUUAUGUAUACAACACAAUGAAAUGUUCUUUCUGCUAUCUCCUGAUGCGUUUUUACUCUGAAGAUGUUUUAAUGAGUGCUUUUUUUUAAAUGUCUAAGCUACAAAUACAUGUGUCCUUCACAUUGUGUACAAUUGAAAUAAAUCCUGUAACCACC